Molecule: messenger RNA, 1575 nt
Organism: Manacus vitellinus (golden-collared manakin)
Lineage: Eukaryota; Metazoa; Chordata; Aves; Passeriformes; Pipridae
Gene: TM4SF1
Product: transmembrane 4 L six family member 1
Exons: 5
Coding region: 190-798 (202 amino acids)
Cellular component (GO): membrane
Source: RefSeq, a predicted model, not a curated record
GCCGUCCCUGCUCCCUCGCUCUGCAAUUGGGAAGGGUGGUUAGGAAGGCUUGUAAACGUCAUCCAGGUAGCUAAGGUAAUCCCUGGUAUUUAAGGAGGUGAGAAUAAACACUGGUCUUCUUUUAGGCGUGGACAGGUAUGAGAUUGACUAGUCCGAUCCAACCUAAGGAGAAUUUGUAAAGCUGAGGACAUGUGUUUUGGAAGGUGUACUAGAUGUGUUGGUUAUAAGUUGCUCAUCCUUGCCCUGCUCUGCAUCGUGGCCAACAUUUUACUUUAUUUUCCCAAUGGCGAAACAAGAUUUGCUUCAGAGCAUCACCUUGGCAAAUACGUAGAGUGCCUUCAUGGCAUUCUAGGUGGAGGCUUUCUGGUACUCAUUCCAGCUGCAGUGUUCAUUGGGCUGCACAAUGGGGACUGCUGUGGCUGCUUUGGCCAUGGGGGCUGUGGGAAGAGCUGUGUGAUGCUGUCCUCGGUUCUGGCAGCUUUUGUUGGGAUCCUUGGCUCUGGAUACUGUAUAAUCAUUUCAGCACUGGGCUUGUCUCAAGGACCAUAUUGUUUUACCCACCUACAGAGAAACUGGAUCUAUCCUUUCACUGAUUCCUCUGGAGGGUACUUGUUUGAGUAUAACAAGUGGUCUGAAUGUCAAGAACCUCAAAACAUCGUGCAGUGGAAUGUCACCCUCUUUUCCAUCCUCCUUGUCUUGGGAGGAAUAGAGUUCAUUCUGUGCUUCGUACAGAUAAUCAAUGGCAUUCUUGGAGGACUGUGUGGGUUGUGCAGUCACGAGGAGACAUAUGUUUGCUAGAAACCUGACAAUGCAUUGACGUCGGUGGGUGUGUGUAUAAUGUAAUGAGUAUUCUGUGGAUUUUUUUUAAACAUUCCAUGCAUACUGAAAUACACAUUGUUGUCAAACUGUGCUGUUGCCAUCAAUUUAACUGACUUGGGGCCAGCCUUUGUUAUUGGAGUUACAUGCAGGUUUGUCACUAACCUGCCUGUACUUAAAGGCAAAAUGUAUCCUGAAUUUCUUUGGUUCAUUUGAUCUUAGUACAGGCAGUUGCCUGAACGCAUCACUAAAGAGGCUUUAUUUAUUUUUUUCUUUAUACUGACACAAUGGCUCUGUACUUUAUCUCGCUUUCCCAAUAAAGUUGCUCUUUCAUUCUGAUCUUGGAAUGAACACAAACCAAAUCUAGUCUGGCCUGGAUAUAAAUGAAUACUGGGGUUUGGGUAGAUACAUGCACUUCACCUUUUCAGGAUUUUUCUGAACUUCCCCUGUAUUUCACAAAUAAAGAUUUGUAUUAAAAAUACCCAUCAGGUGUCAAUGAUUCCUUCCCUGCCCAUGCUGAAACACUGCUUGCCUGGUCUCGGAGUAAAGGACAGUGGUGGCAUGAGAAUGUGGAUAUAAUGCAGUCAGGUUAUAACCUGCUUUUCCUCUCCAACAGGCUCUGCCAGAGUGGAACUGCUUCACUGCUUGGUUUGGAUCAUUUAGCUGAAUCAACAAGGGUUCAGCAACAGCUCUGUGACAGAUACAGCCGCACAUGUGGAAUCCUAGUCCUGGCUGGCAGUUCCCAAAAGGGUCCCUGUG